AUGGCGGCGAUGCAAGAUUCUACCCUACACCUCCCUCGCAUCAUCUGCCUCCAUGGAGGCGGCACAAAUGCCCGAAUCUUCCGCCUACAAUGUCGCGUCUUAGAAAGCACCCUUCGCUCAACCUUCCGCCUCGUUUACGUCGAAGCACCAUUUACUUCACAGCCAGGUUCUGACGUGACUUCAGUAUACAAGAAUCAUGGCCCGUUCAAGUCCUGGCUACGCAUCACAUCCUCGGACGUCGCACACGAACCACGCCACAUUAUAGACUCUAUCAACACCGCUAUCGCAACAGCAAUGUACGCAGACACACAAUCUGGUGCGACAGGGGAGUGGGUUGCUUUACUGGGUUUCAGUCAAGGUGCCAAAUUAGCCGCAAGCAUCCUCUUCGCACAGCAAUCAAUGCAACAGCGUGCAGGCCCAAAUGCUGUUAUCUGGCCAAAUUUUCGGUUCGCUGUUCUGAUGGCUGGUCGGGGACCAUUAGUCUGGUUGCUGCCCGAAAAAAAUGAUGACUCCUCAUCUAUAUCUGCUGCUCUUGUUGAUGCGGCUAGUCCUUCUAUUGGGGGUCAUGAGCCUGAUAUUCCGAUAGAUUCCGAUGAGCAUGUCUUGCGAAUACCUACGGUGCAUAUCCAUGGACUGAGGGAUCCAGGGCUGAGAACCCAUCGGGCCCUUCUAAGCAACUACUUCGAGGAAGACCUGGUAUCGGUAGUGGAGUGGGAAGGUGAUCACAGGAUACCGAUUAAACGGAAGGAUGUUGAUGCCGUUGUAAAGGAAAUUUACAGUUUGGCAAAGCUCACCGGCGUGUUAGAUACAUGGUGA
Molecule: messenger RNA, 816 nt
Organism: Penicillium longicatenatum
Lineage: Eukaryota; Fungi; Ascomycota; Eurotiomycetes; Eurotiales; Aspergillaceae
Exons: 1
Coding region: 1-816 (271 amino acids)
Biological process (GO): secondary metabolite biosynthetic process
Cellular component (GO): cytoplasm; nucleus
Source: RefSeq, a predicted model, not a curated record